Messenger RNA from Anisakis simplex (herring worm), 798 nucleotides. NCBI's taxonomy places the organism in Eukaryota, Metazoa, Nematoda, Chromadorea, Rhabditida, Anisakidae. The record is from the annotation of a GenBank genome assembly.
AUGGAUAAACUAACAGGUGCAUUAGCACAACCAACUGAAAUCGUGUUUCCAAGAAACAAUCAGCCAACCCGCCGACGACUUCUGAUUCGUAACAGGACCAGAUGUGAUUAUGCCGUAAAGAUUCGCGGUAAUAGUCCAUUCAUAAUAAUCGAGCCAGCACAAGGAUUUUUGCGUGCUGGAUGUACACAGCCGAUCUAUGUGACAUUCGAUGGAACACAACGUUCGAUCAUCAAAAAUUCACCACAAUUGUUACAAGUUUUCUGUCGACCUGUAUCCCAAUGCACCGAGAAAAUUUGUCGUCGAUGGUUCCGUUUGCCAGUUGAAAACAAUCCGCAAACGAUCCAGCAGUUGGCACAAACACUCGAUGUUUGCCAGAGUGACGGCUUUGUUGCGUUCGAUGUACGUUCGAUUGGUUUUGGUUUAUCACUUUUGAAAACACUACUCGAUUUACCGUGCCACGCACUCCCGAUUCAGUCUGAGCCAUUUCCGACGUUGUACGCAGACGAUUCGGAUACCAAAACCGCACGUGCCAUUGACUGCGACACGGAAACAGCUUGGGGUAUAUCGAAGAAUGACAUAAUGAUAUUGCUACCGCCAAAUAUUCAAGCAAAUUCAGCGCGUAAUCCGUUAGAUGAUAUGCCUGUUCGAACGGCUCAUGACAUCAACGAUGCUCAUCUUAAAACAGCAAAAGCAGUCAACAAUAACACUAGUUGCUAUUGGUUUAGUAAGCUUAUGGAUCGAGUAUUUCCACUCGGAAAUGGCCACGAGUCUAUACCGCCUUGUGGUGCGGGUCAAUAG